CAUUCUUUAAGAAGCAUAAAUGAAACCAUUGUAUCAUUAUAUUUCUUGUAACUAGUGUUCUCAGCAGUUUAUUGUACCACCUAUGUCAUAUAUGUUUCGUAACAUACUGACGAUUUUCAAAGUAUUCCUGCAAUAUGGUUACUUUAAUAUGAAUUUUAAAAUAUAUUAAGUUAUUUACAAUGUGAUAUCUGUACAAGGGAUAGAAUGAAAUGCGGAGUUUUCCAUAAAUACUUGAAUUUGAAACUGAAAUGAGUGUGUUAAUAUAACUGGUUACAAGAGUAUUUCUUCUUGAUAAAAAGCAUAAAUAUUUUACACCAGUCACAAAUUAAAAGUAUUUUCCAGCAAUGCAAAUAAAUAUUAUUAACAUUUCUAAUAAUUAUUACUAAUAAAAACACGUGUAUGAGUCCUAAUUCUAGCAAAUUAUGUUUCGUGUUUUGCCCUGAAUGUGGCGCUAGUUGUUCAUGUAUGCUUCGUAACAUUUUUAGCGUUGUCCACAUAUUGAAUUCUCGCCAGUUUCCAGCACAGUAACAGAUAUGUGGAAGACGUUGUACAAUAACAAAAUUUUGUACAAGAAUGGUACUGAAUAAAAGUGCUCAUCUGAAGAAAAAUUAACGUAAUUUUUUAGACAUGUCUUUUAGAGUGUGGUGUUAUACUGUGCAGAUUAUUUUCACACUUUGCAAUUGAGAAAUAUAUGUUUGUUAAAACAAUAAUAAAAAGCGAUAAUAUUACUUAAUGUUUUGUCUUUGCUACUAAUAAUUAGUAACGGAAGGCAUUUUCUUCUUUACGAAAUGUCUUCAUCUUUUGAACUUUAUUAAAUAGUGUCGUGAACUGCUCAGCUGCAUAUAACUCGACGUUCGUUAUAACUCGACGUUCCUAACGUGCUUAGUUCAUCUCGCUACAUCUAAUGAUGCUCCAAAAAUCCAGCCAUUUCAAUUCCCUUCGCAAAUUAAAAGAGGAGACACUGCAAGCAUAACAUGUACAGUUAUGCGAGGCAACGGACCAUUUACAUUCAGUUGGUUUAAAGACGGAAAUCCGAUGAAGAAAUCAUCUUCAGUCAGUAUUAUUUCUAGCAACAAAAUAUCUAAUUUAAUUAUAGAACCAGUAGAAGAAAAUUCGGCUGGAAACUACACUUGCAUUCUGCACAGUAAAGAUGGACAAGAUGAGUUCACUGCAUAUUUGAAAGUGAGAGCUCCACCAACUUGGGUAAAAGAACCUCAAGACGUUGAAACUUUAGAAGGAAGUACAGCGAGUUUAUUUUGCUUUGCGAAUGGCUCUUCUCUGCCCACGAUCACGUGGAGAAAACUAGAUACACAGGAUUAUCAAAAACCAAAAGCCUUUCAAAAAAUUUCUACAAAUGGCACUUUGAUGUUUCAGUUUGUGUCCAAACUAGAUGAUGGCAGCUACGAAUGUGAAGUUGAAAAUGGAAUUGGAGAGUCUCUUCGAAAAACCGCAGUACUUGUUGUGCAUGGUAGGCUCUAAAAGAUUUGAUCCAAGAAUAAUAUUUAAAGUUUUGAAAAAAAAAAGACAUUAAUCAUUUGGCAAUUAAAUAUUAAAUUCACGGAAAUAUGAAAGACUAAUUUUCAUUUGUUCAGUUCACAAUAAUCCGCUAGUUUUUCAGUUUUAUAUAUUUCAAUUAUAAGAUAAUAUUAUUAUACCAUUCUGAAAUAGUUAAAUUCAAAUAUUUACUCUAAAAGUGAAAACAAAAAAAUCCAAAUACUUACAAUAAAGGGUAAAUAUGAAUCUAGUUUAAUUUUGCAAUAAUGUGAGUUUUCUAUCAGCAAAACAGAAUUCUGUAAGACAGUUUGUUUAGAGUUUAUUAAACUAAUUGCCAUUCGUUUGUAUGACUGAGGGUUUACUAUAUGGAAACAGAAAAAGGUUUUAGCUGCAUAUAUUACAGUAUAUGAAAUAUUUUGCAUUAAAAUCUAUAACAGAUGUUUCCCUUGACUCUUUUGUUUCAGCUAAUGCUGCAAAAUUCGCAUUGCGUUCAAAAUUAAAAAUCAGUUGAAACGUGUAAUUAUUGAGGUUUUAUAUUACUUGACUGAAGUAAUGAAAUUGUGUAAAAAUUUUUAUAUAUUUUGGUAUGUGUUAUCCUUUCCAUAAUUUUUUUCUUAUCGGCAAUUUCAUAAAGCCUGUGCCUUCUAUUUGUGUUUCGUUAAAAAUAGCGAGUCGUCUGUGUAUCUGUAUUACAAUAUUCAACAGCGUUAUUAAAAUGGAAUGUCAGUUAAAAGUACAUAUUUCUUCUGUUCCAAGAUAAUAAAUUCGCUCUUAAGCGUUCCGUUAUGCUUGUAGCAAAUUGAGAAUACAGUCUUAAAAUUCUCCGAAAAUGAAACUUGUUGUCAUUCUAUGAUUUAUAUUUUAUACACUAUGAGGCAUUAAUCUACUGCUACUUUCAUGUAAUAAGUCCUAAUAAAAAUUUUUAAACCGUAGUUUUUAGUAUUUUCCUUUCAUAAUUUUAGUAAAGAAAUCUUCAUACAUUAUUUUCGAAUAUUUUUGUUUUGAUGUUACUUUAAACAGAUCUUAAUAGCAUGGCAUUCUUAUA
Molecule: messenger RNA, 2539 nt
Organism: Stegodyphus dumicola
Lineage: Eukaryota; Metazoa; Arthropoda; Arachnida; Araneae; Eresidae
Product: cell adhesion molecule Dscam2-like
Biological process (GO): homophilic cell-cell adhesion; dendrite self-avoidance; axon guidance
Cellular component (GO): plasma membrane; axon
Molecular function (GO): cell-cell adhesion mediator activity
Source: RefSeq, a predicted model, not a curated record